This is a messenger RNA of Macrobrachium nipponense, 1005 nucleotides long. RefSeq lists its product as uncharacterized. The record is from RefSeq and is a predicted model, not a curated record. The coding region runs from base 1 to 1005 and encodes 334 amino acids. NCBI's taxonomy places the organism in Eukaryota, Metazoa, Arthropoda, Malacostraca, Decapoda, Palaemonidae. The transcript is spliced from 2 exons.
AUGCCUGUUAUUUGUACUGUGGAUCCAGGAGGGGAUAUUUCAUUUAUAACAAAUGGGAUGGCUAAGAAAUUGGGUUUAAGUGGAAAGCAUAUAAAUUUAUCCAUGAUCAAAGUGGGCAAUGCGGUUGAAUAUCACACAAGCAACGAAUAUUGUGUACCACUAAUUGAUAAAUCUGGUAAGGUUUGGAAUGUGAAUGCUGUUGGUAUUAAUGAAAUAACAGCCAAAUCAAGAAGUAGACAAUUAUCCAGGGUAUCUGAACUUUUUGAGGGAAUAUCAAACUUAGAGCUGAAUCGCCCACAUGGGGAAAUUGAUAUGCUUAUUGGUGCUAAUUAUUGUGAAAUAUUGCCAAGGGUUGUUGAAACAAAUAAGGGUCUCCAGUUGCUAGAAAAUCAGUUUGGGCUCAGCAUACGUGGUAGACAUGAUGAAAUUACCAAUCAAGUUAAUACUAGUAAUCAUGUGUUUGUGAGAAUUCAUAAACUUUCAAGUUCAGUAAAUUUGAAUGAAAUCAAUAUUGAGCCAACAGAAAAUCUAAAGGAUCAGUUAGACAACAAUUUUUUUGCCAUAGAAGAAAUGGGAACAAGGUGUUGUCCUGGACCCAAUUAUGUAAGUUUGAAAGAAGAAAAGGAAAUGAAAUUGAUUGAGGAAGGAUUAACGUAUGACGAGAAACAGAAAUGCUGGUUUGUAAGGUAUCCUUGGAUAAGAGAUCCAAAUCAUAUGAAAAAUAACAUAAAGGUAGCAAAUGCCAGGUUAAGAACAACAGAGAAUAGAUUAAGGAAACUUGGGAAUGAGUAUGCAGUAAAAUAUCAGAAAGAGAUUGAAGAUAUGGUUAGAAGGGGAGUAGCUAGGAAAUUAACUAGUAAGGAGAUUCAAGAGUACAAUGGCCCAAUUCACUAUAUUCAUCAUCAUGAGGUGUUGAAGCCAGAAUCUAGUUCAACCCCAGUGCGCAUUGUCUUCAAUUCUUCAGCAUCUUAUAUGGGACAGAGGUUAAAUGAUUUUUGGGCUUAG